AGUCUGUCUGUAUCAAAAAUUUCUUCCAUGAGUACGUUCCGUGGUGGGGCAAAAAAUUAUUAUUUACAUAUAUUUUACAUAAAUUUAUGGAUAAAACAAAAUAUUAAUAAUAAUUCAAAGAUUACUUGAGCAAGCAAUCAAUCGUGCUUUGGCAAACCAUUGUUCUGCAAAAUGCAGUUGGUGAAACGUCUGCUAAAUGUUUUAGUUCUUCAUCUCCUCCUUGUCCGGCUCUGCUCUUCCUUGGACACCAGAAAAUUUGAUCAACCCGUCGGAGACGGUGAUUUCUUGGUGUCCAAGAAUGAGACCUUUGUCUUGGGGUUCUUUAGUCCCGGGACAUCUACCGACCGCUAUGUUGGAAUUUGGUACAAGUUUUCAGAAGACAGGGUUGUGUGGGUGGCCAACAGAGAUAAUCCCAUCAAUGGCAGCUCAGGAGUUCUCUCAAUAGGUUCUGAUGGAAACCUAGGGCUGCAAGCCAAUACUAGCCAAGGCCUUGUUCGUCUGUGGUCAACGAAUGUUUCGAUAUCAUCAGCGAGCAAUAUUUUCGCCCAAAUCCUUGAUUCGGGAAGCCUUGUUUUGGCUCAACAAGGCAGCCAGGAUGUUUUUUGGCAGAGCACUGAUCACCCUACACAUAUUCUUCUUUCGAGUAUGAAAAUCGGGUUGGACAGGAGAAGUGGCAUCAACCGGUUCCUCAUGUGUUGGAAAUCGGACAAUGAUCCAGGGACGGGUAAUGUUUCGUUGAGAAUGGACCUGAAUGGAUCGCCUCAGUUGAUCUUGUACAAGAAUGAGGCUAAGUGGUGGAGGUCAGGACAUUGGAACGGGAUUCAAUGGGGCGGCAUACCUGCCGUGCAGCGGAACGUUGUGUUUAAGAUCAAUUUUGUGAACAACAAAGAUGAAAUUGCUGUGCAGUGGACUGUUCUCGACCCUUCAAUUUACUCGGUGAUCACAAUAGAUGGGAUGGGAACACUCAACCAGCUAGCAUGGCAGGGGCAACAGCACCAGUGGGUUUCGCUUUGGUCAGCGCCAUUGGAUGCCUGUGACAGCUAUGGCAAGUGUGGUCAGUUUGGCAAUUGCAAUCCCUACACUAACAGUGGGUUCAACUGCACAUGCUACCCCGGGUACGAACCAACCUCACUGCAGGAUUGGGAUUUGAGAGACGGAACAGGUGGAUGCAAGAGGCAGCAGGGGUCGCGGUCCAUGUGCAGGAAUGGCGAGGGAUUUGUGAAGAUGAAAAAUGUAAAGGUUCCAGACACGUCCUCCAUAAAAUUGGAGAUGAAUUUGAGCUUGGAAGCGUGCGAGGAGGAGUGCUUGAGGAACUGCUCGUGCUUAGCGUAUGCGAGUGCAGAUGUGAGGAAUGGAGGUACUGGAUGCAUGACAUGGUAUAAAGAUUUGAUGGAUACUAAGCAGUUCACAGAAGGCGGGCAAGAUUUGUACAUUCGCGCAGACGCAGUAGUUUUAGCUCAGUAUAAAAAGAAGUCAGAAGCAGGGUUUUCUUCCGGAAAAAGGCGACUGGCUAUUAUAUUGGGAGCGUCAAUUUCUGUCGCCUCAUUGCUCAUACUCGCAGUUUUAUGUUGGUUCAGGAAAAUAAGCAGGAAGGAGAGAGGAGGACAACCUGAACUGCUGAAUGAUCCCGCUGCUUUUGGUUCACGAAGCUGUGAAGAUUUGCCAAUAAGAAAAGAGGUUGAUGAACACAGAGGAAAAACAGAUUUACCUUUUUUCGAUUUAACCACCGUGGUUGCAGCCACAGAAAAUUUCUCUUUUGCUAAUAUGCUUGGACAUGGUGGCUUCGGCAUGGUAUAUAAGGGAAAUCUAGCUGACGGACAGGAAAUAGCUGUCAAAAGAUUAUCGAGAAAUUCAGGACAAGGAGUAGACGAAUUCAAGAAUGAAGUCAUGCUUAUAGCAAAACUCCAGCAUAGAAACCUUGUGAGGCUUUUGGGUUGCUGCAUAGAUAAAGAAGAGAGGAUGUUAAUCUAUGAAUACAUGCCGAAUCGCAGCUUGGACUUAUUCAUUUUUGAUAAAAACAGAAAGUCGUCGUUAGACUGGAGAAAGCGAUUUCAAAUUAUCAUUGGGAUUGCUCGAGGAGUCCUAUAUCUUCAUCAAGAUUCGAGACUAAAAAUAAUUCACAGGGAUUUGAAAGAAAGCAAUGUUUUACUGGAUGGUUCAAUGAACCCAAAAAUAUCAGAUUUUGGCAUGGCAAGAAUGUUUGGGGAUGACCAGAUUGAAGCCAACACGAAUAGAGUUGUUGGCACCUACGGUUACAUGUCACCGGAGUAUGCUAUGGAUGGGCUAUAUUCCACAAAAUCUGAUGUGUUUAGCUUUGGAGUCUUGGCACUAGAGAUCAUUAGUGGCAGGAAGAACAAUUUCCAAUUCGAAAACCCCUCUCUGAAUUUGGUUGGACUAAUAUGGGACUUGUGGACAGAAGGAAAAGUCUUGGACAUAGUUGAUUUAUCACUAAAUGAGUCAUAUUUGACUCAUGAAGUUAUGAGAUGCAUUCAGAUUGGGCUCUUGUGUGUGCAAGAAUACACAACAGACCGACCGACCAUGUUAGAUGUUGUGUUCAUGCUGGGGAACGAAAUGACUCUUCCACAUCCGAAAAAGGCAGUGUUUAGCUUCAAAAAUAGCGGUCCGGAUUCUUCAACUUCUAGGGGAGCUUCUUCUGUAAAUGAUGUAACAGUCACAGUUAUUGAAGCUCUUGAAGAGAGAUACAUGUUCAUGAAUUUUACAGAAGGAGUGAUUGUUACAACACUAGUUCAAAUCGUUCUUCUCAUCCGGUGCUGCGCUUCAACGGAUAGCAUAGCAGCAGACCAAGCCAUCAGGGAUGGCGAAGUUCUCGUCUCGAGUGGAGAAGUGUUUGAGCUUGGGUUCUUUAGCCCUGGGAAAUCCACGAAGCGAUACGUUGGAAUUUGGUACAAGAAAGAUGUAGAAAACAGAGUUGUGUGGGUCGCAAACAGAGACAAUCCGGUCAAUGACACUUCAGGAGUCCUCUCAAUCGGUACAGAUGGAAACCUUUUCGUCUAUGCGAAAAACAGAAGCAAUAUUCCUCUCUGGUCUACCAAAUCCGGGGUUUCAAUUUCAUCGUUAUCAUCCGAACAAGAUCCUAUUUACAAAGCUCAGCUCUUAGACACUGGAAACUUUGUUUUGGUUGAGCAACAACAAGACAGCGAAAAGGUAGCAUGGCAAAGCUUCGAUUACCCCACGCAUGUGCAGCUACCAUUUAUGAAACUUGGUAUUGACAAGAGGACAGGAUUGAACCGGUUCCUGACUUCCUGGAAGUCGGAAGAUGAUCCCGGAACAGGGAAUUACACCUACAGGAUUGACCCAGGUGGAGCUCCUCAGAUUGUGAUGAACAAAGGUAACAUCCGAUUGUGGCGGUCUGGAAAUUGGAAUGUGAAUAGGGGGUGGUGGAAUGGCACAACCACAGUGCAAGGUGGCCUUGAAAUCUACACUACAAAUGACGAGAAUGAGAUCACAUUGAUGUGGGACGUUGUCAACCCUUCGAUCAUCUCAAGAAUAAUAGUGAUGGACAGUUCUGGAUCAAUCAAAGAACUUAUAUGGUAUCAACAAAAGCAGGGGUGGAACCUAGUCUGGUCUGAACCCUUGAACAAAUGCGACUCUUAUGGCUGGUGUGGAGCAUUCGGCAAAUGUGAUCCCUUUGGAGCUUAUGGCUUGAGCGAGUUCGAGUGCAAAUGCCUGCCAGGGUUUCAACCCUUGUUGGAAGUUGAGUGGAACAUGAAAAAUGCAUCGAGUGGCUGUGUGAGGAAGCAUGAGGCAUGCAGAAAUGGCGAAGGUUUCAUCAAAGUUGCCAACGUGAGAACUCCUGACACAUCAUGGGCACUGGUGGAUACGAAUUCGAGUUGGAAACAAUGUGAGGAUGAGUGCUUGAGAAAUUGCUCUUGCUUGGCAUACACAAAAUUACGAGUUGGCAUUGGCUGCCUGACAUGGUAUGGGAAUUUAAUAGAUACUCGAGAUAAUGCCGAAGGGAGUGGUGACGAGCUUUACAUUCGCGUGGAUGCACUUGAGUAUGCCCAAUACGCAAAGAAGUCAAAGAGUUUUCUUGCCAAAAAGGGAAUGCUGCCGGUUUUGGUAGUAUCUAUUGCUAUGGUAUCCUCCUUCAUUUUCGUCGGAUGUUGUUGGUGUUUAAAGAGAAAGGGAAAAGGAUCUUCAAAGGAAAAAACGGAAGAUGAUAGUGAAACUCAUCAUGACCUACCAUUUUAUGACCUAAAAAGCUUAGUUGCUGCCACGGAAAAUUUCUCUGCUGCUAACAAGCUCGGCGAAGGUGGAUUCGGCUCUGUCUAUAAGGGUUUACUAGCUAAUGGACAAGAGGUUGCUGUGAAACAAUUAUCAAAGGAUUCAGGACAAGGUUUAGAACAAUUUAAGAAUGAGGUUAUGUUGAUAGCAAAACUUCAGCACAGGAACCUGGUGAGGCUUGUAGGUUGCUGCGUCCAGGCAGAAGAGAAGAUGUUGAUCUAUGAAUACUUACCAAACAAAAGCCUGGACCUUUUCAUAUUUGAUAAAAGUAGAAGCUCAUUGUUGGACUGGGAAAAGCGUAUUGAGAUUAUCAUCGGAAUCGCUCGAGGAGUCUUAUACCUUCAUCAUGACUCAAGACUGAAAGUCAUCCACAGGGAUCUGAAAGCUAGCAAUGUUCUAUUGGAUUCAACAAUGAACCCCAAGAUCUCAGAUUUUGGACUGGCGAAAAUGUUUGGGGAAGACCAAAUCAUAGCAAAAACAAACAGAGUGGUUGGAACAUAUGGCUACAUGUCACCGGAAUAUGCAAUGGGAGGGAGAUAUUCAACAAAAUCGGAUAUUUUUAGCUUUGGUGUCAUACUGCUAGAGAUCGUUAGUGGCAAAAGGAACACGAGUUAUGAUGAUGAAAGUCACUCCCCAAAUUUGAUUGGACAAAUUUGGGAUAUGUGGAUGGAGGAGCAAGCAUUAGGUAUAGUCGAUCCAUCAUUGGAUCGGUCAUAUCCUGCACAUGAGGUUUCGCGAUGCAUCCAGAUCGGGCUACUUUGUGUGCAAGAAAGUGCAUUGGAUAGGCCAACCAUGUCGGAAGUUGUUUUCAUGUUGUGUAAUGAAACAACUCUUCCCUGUCCCAAGAAACCUGCAUUUAUAUUACAAUCCACAAAUCCAAACAAAGAAGCAUCAAGAGGAGAAAUUUGUUCGCUAAAUGACUUAACAAUAACCGUGGUUGAAGCGCGGUAAUGAUCUAGGUUGUACGUCUCUGGGUGAAUCGUACCAUGUCAACCAAGUUCUGAGAUGCAUCCAAAUUGCCCUCUUAUGUGUGCAAGAUUAUACCAUUUCAUUUUCUUCUUACAUUUAUGGUUUCAUUUGUUAAUAUAUACUUCAGACACUAUUCUGUAUUUUUAUCCUAAUUCAUACUUACUAAUAUUUUUUAAUGAUUUCAACAGUCACCUAGCACUGAAGAUUCGUUUGA
Molecule: messenger RNA, 5428 nt
Organism: Pyrus x bretschneideri (Chinese white pear)
Lineage: Eukaryota; Viridiplantae; Streptophyta; Magnoliopsida; Rosales; Rosaceae
Exons: 14
Coding region: 172-5196 (1674 amino acids)
Biological process (GO): recognition of pollen; protein phosphorylation
Molecular function (GO): protein kinase activity; ATP binding
Source: RefSeq, a predicted model, not a curated record